Messenger RNA from Chenopodium quinoa (quinoa), 836 nucleotides. RefSeq names its product nuclear transcription factor Y subunit B-6-like. Gene Ontology annotation, molecular function: protein heterodimerization activity; RNA polymerase II cis-regulatory region sequence-specific DNA binding; DNA-binding transcription activator activity, RNA polymerase II-specific. The record is from RefSeq and is a predicted model, not a curated record. The transcript has 2 exons. Gene Ontology annotation, cellular component: CCAAT-binding factor complex; nucleus. Bases 1 to 744 code for a protein of 247 amino acids. Lineage: Eukaryota; Viridiplantae; Streptophyta; Magnoliopsida; Caryophyllales; Amaranthaceae. Gene Ontology annotation, biological process: regulation of transcription by RNA polymerase II.
AUGUGUAUAGAAAUAAUCAAACACUCAACGGAGGCAGUACCAGGGGAGAUGAAUCACAUACGCGCAACUAUCAACGGAAAACUGUUGUCCCAUGACAUGACCAAUCACCUUAAUAACUUGAAUGGAAAUAGUAGUAACCACUCUUUAUCAUCAACUGAUCAAGAUAACAAUGAGUGCACAGUGCGAGAACAGGAUCGCUUUAUGCCCAUUGCUAAUGUCAUUCGCAUCAUGCGCAAGAUUCUUCCACCGCAUGCCAAAAUUUCUGAUGAUGCCAAGGAAACCAUUCAGGAGUGUGUGUCCGAGUACAUUAGCUUCAUAACAGGAGAAGCAAACGAGAGGUGCCAAAGGGAGCAGCGUAAGACAAUCACAGCAGAAGAUGUACUGUGGGCCAUGAGCAAGCUUGGUUUCGACGACUACAUCGAGCCACUCACCCUUUACCUGCAUCGUUACAGGGAGCUGGAGGGGGAACGUGGCUCUAUCCGCACUUGUGAGCCCCUCCUCAAGCUCAGUAGAGCAGCCAUGGAUCAGUACGCCGCUUUUGGGCCUGUUUUUCACAUUGGUCCUCCACCUUCACACCAUCAUCAUGCCUAUUUUGGGGACUCUUCCUCUGUCAAUGCUUACUUAAAAGAUGCUUCCGUUGCUGCUACUGCUUCUGACGCGGUUGGUGCUCCCGCUGUUGCUGCUGCUGGUGGUCCUGCUAAUUCUGUUACCAGUUUUGAGCCUUAUAGUCACCACCACAAAUAAUAUGUUGUACUCACUUAGCUUGCAAUGCUAACAGUUAACUAUGUGACUUUCUUAAUUAGGCAUGUUUUGUCUCCCCUUAACUUACUAUUUUA